Lobosporangium transversale is the source of this 351-nucleotide messenger RNA. RefSeq lists its product as hypothetical. The transcript has a single exon. The record is from RefSeq and is a predicted model, not a curated record. Bases 1 to 351 code for a protein of 116 amino acids. NCBI's taxonomy places the organism in Eukaryota, Fungi, Mortierellomycota, Mortierellomycetes, Mortierellales, Mortierellaceae.
AUGCUGGCCCUAUUCAUCCUUCCUACAGAUUUGAUACUUCCAAUCACGACUACGCCAUUGCAAGAGGCAGAGCUCCCAACUGCCACACUCCCAUUUGUUCCCAUUAUCACCACAGUAACAUCUAUUCAGAAUCCACGUUGGACAUGGACAACGCGUGGCCCUUUUGCACCGUCGUCUUCUAUUCUUGCCGGAGCAGGAGGUGGAAUUAAGAACUCAACUAUUGGAGAUUCAAACAAGGAACCUACUCUUGUACUUUACGGUCUUUCAAAUACGUUAGCCUUUGUGGUCUGCUUGAUGCUCAUCCCGUCAGUCUUUGUCUGGUGCUGCAUGCGACGUCCAAUCUCCAGGUAG